AUGACAGACGAGGAAAAGCAAGCAAUCGAGAUAAUACUAAACCACCAGCUAGAAGUGCCAAUCCCGCCAAGGUUCGUGAUCCAGAUCAUGGACGCAAGGGAACUGGCGGUUUUCACAGACCUCUUCAUGGCAAUUGAGUACCCCGCUGAAUUAAAGAAGAACAUAUCAAGGGCAGAAAUCAACGCGGACACAAGAGUGGUCACAGUGACCUUCAAAGGGAAACAUACCGCCAUGAAAUGGGUCGGAUGGACACCGCCGGAGCGUAUAAAGGCCAUCCAACAAAACCACUCGAAGAGAGGGAAAGGAAGCAGAGACUACGUCAGCAGAGAGCGUCCGGUCACCAUUGAGCAACUACUGGAGCAAGUAUCAGGACGGAAGCCCAGAUCCAAUGCGAAAAAAGAGGAACAGUGGAGGGAGAACGGAAAAGACAGCUCAAAAGAGAAUAAGAGGCCGACUUUACCAACAGAAUGGGAGCCAGCAAGGAGCACAUCGGGAGAUCCAGGAGAGAGCAGCAGAAAGGAAGAUAAAACUUUGGAAGCUAGCUGCGACUUUGACGAGGGAAUGGAGGACGCUGCAAUGAGCGAACAUGAAAACUCCGAAACAGGACCAGCAUACAGCUACGGUUACCCCAGUAUGACGCGAACCAGCACGACUCACGACCCACAAGUGAAAGCACACGAAACAGAAAACGCAGUGCAAGAGGUGACGAAGGAACAGACAGGAUACCAGGGCUCGGACACACGCAAAGAGGGUCGAGAACCGAGGCAGAAAGCUUCCUCUCCCAAAAGACAAUUGUCCGAAAACUGGAAGCUCCAUGGGGACAACAAGGGAGACCAAACCAGUAAAGCAGCAAAAAAGAUCAAGAGUGAAGAAACAGAAAACAAGCGGUUGAAGCAAGACACAAAUCAGACGGAGACGAACAACCAGCAGGAGAAAAAACAAAUCCAACAAUACAUUCACAAAUACGUAACCACGCAGACAACCUCGGUAACGGAAGCUCGUGUCUCGUCGACUCAAGCGGAAAUCUCCGACGAAAGCGAGGCGCUGGAAAAGGAAGGUUUCCACGUAACAGGAACGAAACAAGGGGAUGAUUUCGCGAACGUGGCAGACGAGUUCAAGGUACACAAAGAGGAAUGCGAGGCAGCGCUCGCAGCAGCCGGGAAAGGAGUUACCAAGCAAGCUGCAGACACAGCGAAGCUGUGCGCAUUGGCUAACCACUACGCGGAUCAACGGAACAGAUCAGUCAAAGCGUCCGUGCCAAUGAAUUACUGGGUGAGACCGAAACUCAUAAAAGCAAUGGCGAUGCACGCCCGAGAAAUGGUGUUUGUCCUGGAUGUAUUACAGGAGGAGACAGUAACGCUGCAGGCAUACGGAUACAAAGAAAUGGAGAUGCCAGACAAGACGGCGAUCGAGCCGGGAACGGUGGUAACAUUGCCGUCGCACGUCGGAGCGGACAUUCUGAGAGAACUUACAGCAGCAGGAACACUGCCUAUCAUCAUGGUGCUGCACUACAGCAACGCAGGCAAUCACUACCAGGCGGUCACAGCAGACAAAGACGCCAAGGCUAAAGGACAAGAGUCGAAGAAUGAGAAUACCAGAGCAGACGAAGGAAACACAACACAACAAGUUGGAGAGGAAGAGAAGCAAAAAAAGCCCAGCGGUAGCUGCUACGAAUGGAUGCACCAAGACCUCGCUACAGCUGACGCAGAAGUGCACAAGAAACAGGAAAUAGCGACAAUCACGGUGGGCGAGGCAAGCAAGUCGACAACAACAGCAAUCCGCAACGCACCGACGGCACACUAUCCACCCAGCGUUACAGCAGCAACCGCAACGAAGGUGCCAAGAAACAAGGAAGGGAUCGCAUAUCAAGAUGCCAAGAUAGCACACGGGUCAGUGCAACCACCCAAGGAGACAAAUGAUGGAAGGAAAAACUAA
This is a messenger RNA of Phytophthora infestans T30-4, 1935 nucleotides long. RefSeq lists its product as uncharacterized. NCBI's taxonomy places the organism in Eukaryota, Oomycota, Peronosporomycetes, Peronosporales, Peronosporaceae. The record is from RefSeq and is a predicted model, not a curated record. The transcript is spliced from 6 exons. Bases 1 to 1935 code for a protein of 644 amino acids.